This is a messenger RNA of Botrytis cinerea B05.10, 1268 nucleotides long. RefSeq lists its product as hypothetical. The record is from RefSeq and is a predicted model, not a curated record. Lineage: Eukaryota; Fungi; Ascomycota; Leotiomycetes; Helotiales; Sclerotiniaceae. Bases 50 to 1114 code for a protein of 354 amino acids. The transcript has a single exon.
GGUCAAUCGAUCUGAUCAAGAAUCGAGUAGCACUUAUGCCCACCAGCCAAUGGCAAACAAGAAUGCAUACUGCACGGAACGAGGAGACCUACAAGGAGUACAGUUCUCAAAAGAUCUAGUGCUAACCAAUACUUAUACUCGGUUUCUAGAGUGUGGUAUUCUUUCCGAUGGCAGGGUAGACCCCGAUUGGGGUAAAGAAUGGUUGGUAAGCAUUGGCGCAAUUGCGAGAGCUAGUGAUACCGAGGUUUACAAUAAACAACUCAUUAAAAGUGUCAAUCAUCUCGAUAUUCGAUUGAUAUGGCCUCAUAGCGACGUAUUGUUCUUCUACACACACUAUCCUGUUUACUGUGGGAUGAUCGGUCUCCGAUUAUUGACGAGCCACGACGAGGCCCGUCUUGCCCAUUGUGAUUUUCACCUCGUCAUAAUCUUCAUGGCGCAUCUGUAUCAGGAAUGCGUACGAACCAGCUUUUUUCAAAAAGUAUGGCCAGCAAUGGAAACAAUGAUACAGCUACAUCGGAAGGACAUCUUUGAUGGCAAUGUACCAAAGUCCGCAGACGAGGCAUACGAGAAAUUCUCUAAACAAUUUUUCCUGUCCAAGGUUUCAAGUCAAGAAUACGCCAGAGCAAAACCUCCAGGAGAAAUGACAAUGCCGGAACUAUCGAGAAAAGCUUUCAGUCAAGCUAUCCGUCCAUUUCUGGAACACCAAGCAACUUUCAACGAAGCCACCAACAGUCUCCAGAACCUAGUCCAGAAUCUCCCAUCGGCAGCAAUGAUGAAGGACACCAAUCGACGCGUGAAACGACAGCUUACUUCAUUACAAUUCCUACACGUUUUGGAAGGGUUUCUGCCCGAAGAGAUAUCGAAACUGCAAUUCGAUUACAUCGCUUUGACACUCGCUUGUUAUCCCCUGUUGGAAAAAAUUCGUCUAGCGAUCGAUCCCACUGGGAAACAAAAUCCAAAGCGUACGUUACCUGGUGGAAGAGAGCCAGCAUUUCUAUUUAUGACUUUGGAUAUACUAUCUAAAGGAAGGACCGGAGGUGAGAAUCCGUUGCUGAGAAUUGUAGCGGGGGUACUGGAGAAGUUUUUGGAGGAUGAGGAAAUUUUGAAAACAUGAGGAGUUCCAAUGCGCAAUGGCCUUGGCCAACGUGUUUCGGAUCUAGGGAAGCAUUAUGUGAUGGGGCGGUCAUGGUUACAACGGUGAGAUCGAGAUUAAUGUUGGUUAUGAAACUAUUGAGAUGGGAAUUUUACAUUGUAUAGAUAUUCGGCUC